Molecule: messenger RNA, 4236 nt
Organism: Ochotona curzoniae (black-lipped pika)
Lineage: Eukaryota; Metazoa; Chordata; Mammalia; Lagomorpha; Ochotonidae
Gene: CUNH10orf71
Product: chromosome unknown C10orf71 homolog
Exons: 1
Coding region: 1-4236 (1411 amino acids)
Biological process (GO): positive regulation of calcineurin-NFAT signaling cascade
Cellular component (GO): Z disc
Source: RefSeq, a predicted model, not a curated record
AUGAUGCAGGGAAACAAGAAGUGCACCGAUGGGUUCAGCGACUCUUCUAGCAUCGGCAGCGUGCUGGACGAUGCCGACAGGGAGGUGAGCAGCCUCACAGACCGGGCUUUCCGGAGCCUGUGCCUCUCGGAGGGCGCACCCUUCCAGGAUUCCGAGCUCGGCCUAUCCCCAGAUUCCACCUGCCAGGUGCUGGGCACAGUGAGCCACACCCAUCGCAAAAGUGGUCUCUGGAGCCAGCUGCCGGCACAAGGCACAGAGCAUGCAGGCUGGGCAGCCACCUUCCAACAGCUACCCAAGUACGUUCAGGGUGAGGAAAGAUACCAUAAAAGCAGCCCCCCACUCACCCCGGCCCAGAGAAGACUAGAGGUGCCAGUUGCAGGCCUAAGGAACAGCGCCAAGCCCGGCUCCAAGGUCUCGACUCUCAUCAAAUCCUUCGACAGGCCUGAGAGCCAGCGUGGCGACAGCCGGCCUCCUCCCAGCAAGCCCCCUGUUCUAAAAACCACCCCCAAAUUCGCCCCUCUCCCAGACAGCGGUGUCAACUUCUGCUUCGAUUCUGCCUUCCUGACUGUCAGAAGGGUGCCCGCCGAGGCAUCCAGCACCCAUCCGAGCAGCCACCAACCCAGCAGGCAGCUCGGAGACGGGGAGACCCCAGAAAACACUGACGUGGCCUGUCCUGGCUCCAGCAGCUUCCUCCCUAGCCCAGACACUGCAGCCGCCUCAUCGCGGUUCCCCUCCCCACCCCACAAGCCAGUCAAGGGGGAGCCUGGAAGGGCUCCAGAGUGGGCACCUAAAGGGACCUUCCUGCACAGCGAAAACAGUGCCUUUGAGUCGUGGAACGCUCACCAACCCAGGCUGCUGGAGAGAAAGGAAGCCACUGAGCCCACCCCUGAAAUCAGAGCCCCCGCGUGCCACCAGGACACCCCCGUUCUGCUCAGGGAGCCCCAGCCCCCAGAGCACCAAGUGUCCCCCUGCCCAGUCCGAGUCAGCAGCAGUCAGGAAGACAGCAGACUAGCCACGGGAGCUCUGCCAGCCUCAGGACCCUGGGGGCUCCGGACUCCAGGAUCACAGGUGUUCCCGAUGGAGGGAGAAACUUUGGGCUCGCAGCCCGACCCCCAGGUGAAAUCUACCCAGCCUCCAUGGAGAAAGCCAAAGGCGGGCAAGGGAGGCAAGGCAGGUCUGCAGGAGGGGCCGGAAAGAAAGCAGCAGAGCAUCAGGAGUGGGGGGCUGCCCCUGUACCCCAAGCACAGCCCCCAAGGGCAGUUUCCUGAACCUGAGGCUGCCGACACCUCCGGAGACCCCAAUCAGCACUGUGACCCUCCAUUCAACAUCAGUAAGCUCCUGACCCCCAUUAUCCCCACCAAACAUGUCCUGGACUCCUCGGCCAGCCAGCCACCAGACACGAGCCCCUCCCCGCCAGGCCAGCUCAAUGGCUACCAAGAGAAGGAGCCAGAUGAGCAGCCAGCACGGGACAGCUACAAGUCCAAGGCACCCAGCCUGCUGUUCAACCUCAAAGACAUGCGGAAACGUGUCAAGAGCACCUACAGCCCCUCGCCCCUCCUGAAAGGGCUGGAUGAGCAGAGCAGGAGCAAAGCUGACGACGGCCAGGGUGAAGCCCUGAGCAAUGGGCUGCUCAUCCCUAACGGCUUGGAGGAGGGCCUGGCCGAUGCUCCCUCUGCAGCGCCCCCCGGCGCCCAGAAAGAUUCCCCAGUCCAGCCCGGUGAGGCCUCCUCCACAGGCAGCUAUGCAACCUUGGGCUUGCCUCUUGCUCCUGCCAAAGCUCCAUUCUGUGCCAACAGGGAGAGGAGCAGCGAUGACAAGUCAGAGACGGGUCCCACCAGCUCCAGCUUCCAUCCAGACGCUAGGGAACGCCACCCCAGGAAACACCUAUCCCUGAAGCUCUGUGACACACAGGUUGAAGCUGCCAUGGCAGAGCGAAAGGAGCCGCAGCAGCAGCAGCUGGAGAACGGGCUCCCAAGAUCCAUCUCCCAGGACACAGAGUCCGAGAGAGAGCUGGGGCUUCCCAAUACCCCGUUGACGCCAAAAUUCUCCCCGGGGCCCCUGUCACCUGAGGAAGAGGAUGUGUUCUAUAGUGACAGCCAGUCUGAUUUUGUGCCAGGCCUCAAAGGCAAGGCCAAAUUGAGCACCAGCUCUUCAGAGCAAUCCUUUGCUUCUUUUGACGACCAGCAGAAAACAUGGUUUGUCGCUGAGAGCCAGCGGGAUGAUAGAAUGGAUAAUGAUGCUGAAGGCAGGAGAGGAGGUGAUGGUGAGGAAGAGAAGCGGAAUGCGGAAGGCAGCAGGGAUGGGAAGGAAUGCAGGGAAGAAGGCCGCCAGGAGGAAGUGACCUGGAGAGGAGACAAGAGCAGCAAGGCAUCCAUGGGGGAAGAGAAUUUCAGGGGCUCUGGCACGGAGGUAGUUAGGGACACAGGCCUGGCACACGCCAAAGGCCCCGCCCCUUCGCCACUGUCUGCAGCCAACAGGCACGUCCUGUUUGCCAUCAAGGACAACACGCUCAGGGCCACCCCGGUCAUCAGGCCAGUAAUGCUGCCUCUUUUGAGGACUAUGUCCUCUGAGGACUCCCCGAGCAGCAACCACAAAGGGGAAGACUCACCCCGGCCAGGACGGGCUGGGGAUGCUGGACUCCGGACCCCUGAAGGCCAAGAAGGGAUCGGCAACUGCUGCACCCCCACUGCCUCCCAGGAUCUGGGGGACGUGAGCCAGAUGCCCAGGGUGACCAGGAGAGAGCCCUCCCAGAGGGAACCACCAGAAGAUCUGCCGGCUCUAUCAUUGGUGGGAGAGCGGGAUGGGAAGAAGCCAGCCCCAGAUGCCACCCACAGGGCCCCCAGGAGCCAGAGCAGUUCCACAGAGGCACAAAGGGCAGCCAGGUCAUGGGACAUUCCCACCAUCACCCUACCAGAGGGUGACCUGGGAGAUCAGCUGCCACCCCCACCACCCCCUCUGCCACCGGACACCUGCUGGGAGGAGCAGAUACAAAGUUUCCAGAAUCGCUUUUUGGCCACACCCAGAGGUGGGAGAAGACAGAUUCCUGGGGAGGCAACCGUGGGGGUGAUCUCCCCCAACCCCAGCUCCUUGGGGGAUAGCAGUGCAUACUCCCCCGCUGCCAGUAGCAUUUGGGACGAUGCUUCCCAAGCUCCCAGCGAGCUGGGGCUGCUGUUUCAGGAACCCUCGGGAGCCAGUCCCUGGGCCAGCCCCGGCCCUGCCAGGGUCACCCGGCGCGAGGACCUGACGCACGCCCUGGCAUGGGAAGCGACAGGAUCCGAUCCACAAUUCGAGGCACCCUCCGAAGACCUGCGGACUCUGUCACCUCCUCCAAGAGGCGAGUGGCUGGACACGGCGACCCGCAGCGCCUCGGGCGCACCUGAGAGACCUGAGCCGCCUGCACAGUCCCUGCUGCCACCACCACCGCCGCCAGAGAGGGCGACCGGUAGGCCCCCGGCAGUCCCACCCAAGACCGAGAAGGCCCUGCGGCGCGCCAAGAAGCUGGCCAGCAAGCGGCGGAAGGCCGACCUGGCACAGGAGAAACCGGUAGAACGAGGGGAUGCGGAGGACUGGGCACGCACCGAGCCAAGACCGCCUUCCCCUGGAGACAGGCCCCGACCCCGGUUCCCAGCGCUGCGCUCCCUACCGCCCCCCGCGCACCGCCACUCCGUGUCCGGCUUCCCGGAACCCGUGGGGAAAUGGCGUGGGGGUAACCAGGUCCCCACGCCCUUGCCCCCGUUCUCCGCCACCCAGAAGGUCCUGCAGGACCCCCAGUCAGGAGAGUACUUCGUCUUCGACCUGCCGCUGCAGAUGAAGAUCAAGACUUUCUAUGACCCUGAGACGGGCAAGUACGUCAAGGUCUCCAUCCCGACCUCCGACGGGGGCUCUCCUGAGCCGCCGCCCGCAGACGCCAGGGCGGCCCCCUACAUCUUGUACCCGGGCUGCCGGCCCGUGCCCGUGACCGCCCUGAUGCCACUGCGCUGCUCCUCCCAGCUGGCAGCUCCCACCUUCCUCCGCCAGGGCCCACGCGCCCGACCCCAGAGCACGGACAAAGACGAGGAGCGCGCUGGGUUGCAGCCUAGCGCUGGGUCCCAGGAGGAGUCCGCUCUGCGUGCGCCACCCGCGCAGGGCUUCCAGGGGCUGCCCAGGAACCCAGAAGGGGCAGGCGCGGAAGCUCCAGACCUGGGCAUCAUCUCCACCGACGAUCUAGAGGACUUCGCCACCGAAGGCGUUUCUUGA